AUGGGCGCCUAUCUCUAUGGGCGCCUUUCUCUAUGGGCGUCUAUCUCUAUGGGCGCCUAUCUCUAUGGGCGCCUAUCUCUAUGGGCGCCUAUCUCUAUGGGCGCCUAUCUCUAUGGGCGCCUCUCUCUAUGGGCGCCUAUCUCUAUGGCCGCCUAUCUCUAUGGGCGCCUAUCUCUAUGGGCGCCUAUCUGUAUGGGCGCCUAUCUCUAUGGGCGCCUAUCUCUAUGGGCGCCUAUCUCUAUGGGGGCCUAUCUUUAUGGGCACCUAUCUCUAUGGGCGCCUAUCUCUAUGGGCGCCUAUCUCUAUGGGCGCCUAUCUGGGCGCCUAUCUCUAGGAGCGCCUAUCUCUAGGGGCGCAUAUCUCUAUGGGCGCCAAUCUCUAAGGGCACCUAUCUCUACGGGCGCCUAUCUCUAUGGGCGCCUAUCUCUAGGGGCGUCUAUCUCUAUGGGCGUCUAUCUCAAGGGGCGCCUUUCUCUAGGGGUUCCUAUCUCUAUGGGCGCCUAUCUCUAUGGGCGCCUAUCUCUAUGGGCGCCUAUCUCUAGGGGUGCCUAUCUCUAUGGGCGCCUGUCUCUAGGGGCGCCUAUCUGGGCGCCUAUCUCUAUGGGCGCCUAUCUCUAUGGGCGCCUAUCUCUAUGGGCGCCUAUCUCUAUGGGCGCCUAUCUCUAUGGGCGCCUAUCUCUAUGGGCGCCUAUCUCUAUGGGCGCCUAUCUCUAUGGGCACCUAUCUCUAUGGGCGCCUAUCUCUAGGGGUGCCUAUCUCUGGGCACCUAUCUCUAUGGACGCCUAUCUCUAUGGGCGCCUAUCUCUAGGGGCGGCUAUUUCUAUGGGCGUCUAUCUCAAGGGGCGCCUAUCUCUAGGGGUGCCUAUCUCUAUGGGCGUCUAUCUCUAUGGGCGCCUCUCUUUAGGGGCCCCAGGGUGCCGAUCUCUAUGGGGCGCCUAUCUCUGUGGGCGCUUAUCUCUAUGGAUGCCUAUCUCUGGGGGCGCCUAUCUCUAUGGGCGCCUAUCUCUAUGGGCGCCUAUCUCUAGGGGUGCCUAUCUCUGGGCACCUAUCUCUAUGGGCACCUAUCUCUAUGGGCGCCUAUCUCUAGGGGCGGCUAUCUCUAUGGGCUUCUAUCUCAAGGGGCGCCUAUCUCUAGGGGUGCCUAUCUCUAUGGGCGCCUAUCUCUAUGGGCGCCUCUCUUUAGGGGCGCCAAUCUCUAGAGGCGCCUAUCUCUAUGGGGCGCCUAUCUCUAUGGGCGCCUAUCUCUAUGGGCGCCUAUCUCUAUGGGCGCCUAUCUCUAUGGGCGCCUAUCUCUAUGGGCGCCUAUCUCUAUGGGCGCCUAUCUCUAUGGGCGCCUAUCUCUAUGGGCGCCUAUCUCUAUGGGCGCCUAUCUCUAGGGGUGCCUAUCUCUGGGCACCUAUCUCUAUGGGCGCCUAUCUCUAUGGGCGCCUAUCUCUAGGGGCGGCUAUUUCUAUGGGCGUCUAUCUCAAGGGGCGCCUAUCUCUAGGGGUGCCUAUCUCUAUGGGCGUCUAUCUCUAUGGGCGCCUCUCUUUAGGGGCCCCAGGGCGCCUAUCUCUAGGGGCGCCUAUCUCUAUGGGCGCCUAUCUCUAUGGGCGCCUAUCCCUAUGGGCGCCUAUCUCUAUGGGCGCCUAUCUCUAUGGGCGCCUAUCUCUAUGGGCGCCUAUCUCUAGGGGUGCCUAUCUCUGGGCACCUAUCUCUAUGGGCACCUAUCUCUAUGGGCGCCUAUCUCUAGGGGCGGCUAUCUCUAUGGGCUUCUAUCUCAAGGGGCGCCUAUCUCUAGGGGUGCCUAUCUCUAUGGGCGCCUAUCUCUAUGGGCGCCUCUCUUUAGGGGCGCCAAUCUCUAGAGGCGCCUAUCUCUAUGGGGCGGCUAUCUCUAGGGGCACCUAUCUCUAUGGGCGCCUAUCUCUAGGGGCGCCCAUCUCUAUGGGCGGCUAUCUCUUUGGGCGCCUAUCUCUAUGGGCGCCUAUCUCUAGGGGCGCCUAUCUCUUGGGGCGCCUAUCUCUAUGGGCGCCUAUCUCUAUGGGCGCCUAUCUCUAUGGGCGCCUAUCUCUAUGGGCGCCUAUCUCUAGGGGUGCCUAUCUCUAUGGGGCGCCUAUCUCUGGGCGCCUAUCUCUAGGGGCGCCUAUCUCUAUGGGCGCCUAUCUCUAUGGGCGCCUAUCUCUAGAGGCGCCUAUCUCUAUGGGCGUCUAUCUCAAGGGGCGCCUAUCUCUAGGGGCGCCUAUCUCUACGGGCGCCUAUCUCUAUGGGCGCCUCUUUUUAGGGGCGCCAAUCUCUAGAGGUGCCUAUCUCUAUGGUCGCCCAUCUCUAGGGGCGCCUACCUCUAGGGGCACCUAUCUCUAG
Closterium sp. NIES-65 is the source of this 2340-nucleotide messenger RNA. The record is from the annotation of a GenBank genome assembly. Lineage: Eukaryota; Viridiplantae; Streptophyta; Zygnematophyceae; Desmidiales; Closteriaceae.